AUGGUCACCGCCCAAUAUGGCCCGCAUGAUAUCGAAGGAUUGCCUCCAUCGGUUAAAGUAUAUCACUACAAGGGUAUGGAUGACCUUUGUCUAGUCCUCUCACUUGAGUGUAAUCGUUUGUAUAGCUCUUUCUGCGCUGCACAAAAUACCGAAGCACUUACUAGUGGUGGAAGGCGCGAAAGAGGGCAAGACGAUCUGAUUACGCUGCCACAGACGGAAGGCACACAGAGCGAUCACGUUAUGUUUAUCAUUCAGCCUUCGACUUUCACACGCGACUUCCUGCACUUAGCAGAAGAUCGUCCUUUUCGUGGCAGGAUAUCAUACAGUCCGAAAACAAAUAUCCUUGUCGUGAAGAUGCCUCUCCCAGCCCACGAGCAAGCCUCAAUUGCUUUUGACGACACGCUCAAACUCGCCCUCCAGGAAAUGGACCUACACAAAGCGAUUUACUCAUGGGGACGUACCAGGUUGACUAGCGGAGAUGGCAUAACCAAGGAGGCAGACGGGGGAUGGAGUCCACGAAGACCACCCCGCGGAGCUUCUAAGAGACCCUCGGUGGUUAUAGAAGUCGCUUCAUCGGAGACUUCCGGAAAACUUCGCCGCGAUGCCCACUACUGGGUAGAUCCAGCGAGAGGACAGGCCAACAUGGCUAUCGCAGUCAAAGUCUAUGCCAAAAAGACCCAGAUCACUAUCGAGCAGUGGGAGUGGAACUCUCAGCUCUCCCGACCUAUCUCAAAAUCAUGCUUGACUAUAAAGAAGUCUGGUGAUAAAAUCCACUUUCAUCCCGACCAGCCUACACCACAGCUCCUUAUUCCCUUUCACCUUCUUUUCCGACGGCCAGCGGAGAACAACAGAGAAUGCGACAUAGUGUUUUCAACACAAGAACUCGUCGAGUUCGCUACUGUGGUGUGGGGAAUGCAAUUCGAGAAUGAACAAGCAUGA
This is a messenger RNA of Penicillium antarcticum, 939 nucleotides long. RefSeq lists its product as uncharacterized. Bases 1 to 939 code for a protein of 312 amino acids. The transcript has a single exon. The record is from RefSeq and is a predicted model, not a curated record. Lineage: Eukaryota; Fungi; Ascomycota; Eurotiomycetes; Eurotiales; Aspergillaceae.